This is a messenger RNA of Camellia sinensis, 1190 nucleotides long. RefSeq names its product reticulon-like protein B4. The record is from RefSeq and is a predicted model, not a curated record. Lineage: Eukaryota; Viridiplantae; Streptophyta; Magnoliopsida; Ericales; Theaceae. Gene Ontology annotation, biological process: response to bacterium.
UUCCGUUGGCUUUCCCAAAACCCCCCAUUUCUCAUCGCCAGGGUUUCGCUCUCAUUGUGGAAUGGCCGAGCACAGCGAGUCUGAUUCCAAAGGUGAGUCGUUCAUGGACACGAUCGUUGAGAAGCUUCACAGCGACGAUUCCUCAUCGUCGUCCUUCGAAUCUGAUUCCGAUAAGAAUCCCAAGUCUUCAGUCAAGACCAAGAUUUUUCGAUUGUUCGGCAGAGAAAAACCACUUCACAAGGUCUUCGGUGGUGGCAAACCUGCUGACAUAUUCUUGUGGAGGAACAAGAAGAUAUCUGCUGGUGUCCUUGUGGGGGCCACUGCAAUCUGGAUCCUGUUCGAAUUGGUCGAAUACCACCUUCUUACUCUAGUGUGCCAUAUAUUGAUAUUGUUGCUUGCAACCUUGUUCCUAUGGUCCAAUGCAACAACAUUCAUCAAGAAGUCUUCUCCACAUAUUCCAGAAGUUCAGCUCCCGGAGGAACCAUUCCUUGAAGUUGCUUCUGCUUUAAGGAUUGAAAUUAACCGAGCUCUUGCUGUGUUGCGAGAUAUUGCGUCCGGAAAGGAUCUAAAGAAGUUUCUCGGAGUGAUUGUUGGCUUGUGGAUACCUUCAAUUUUGGGAAGUUGCUGCAAUUUCUUGACAUUGCUCUACAUAUCUGUGGUAUUGCUGCACACGGUGCCUGUACUAUAUGAGAAGUAUGAGGACCAAGUUGAUUCGCUUUCAGAGAAAGCAAUGAUCGAGAUCAAGAAACAGUAUGCAGUGUUUGAUUCCAAGGUUCUCAGUAAAAUUCCAAGAGGACCAUUGAAAGACAAGAAAAGGGUUUAGGAAAGCCGAGAUAGUCAAUGUGCAAUAGAUGUUUGGGUUGUUGUAAGUUUGUGGAUGAUUGUUGUGCCGUUUUGCCUAUCUUUGUUAGUUUCAUGUUUUCGUUUUGUUCACUGCUUCUAUAAGCAAUAUCAAUAGUGUUUGUUUGCCUGCACAUCAACCUUAGGUGAUUUCUCAUCAAUGUUAUUAGUUUGAAAUAGUUGUCUUUAUUUAGAGUCUUGUAAAUGGUUAUUGCUUCUCUAGAUGUGUGCCUUAUGGGAGAGGGACUCUUGUUCCCUCAGAUGGUCCACGAUAAGAUAUGAUUUAUUGUUUAUUUUUUUAGUUCUUUGCGUAAAUCAUUUAUAUAUAUUGUAAUCACAUAAUUUUAUUA